This is a messenger RNA of Sugiyamaella lignohabitans, 789 nucleotides long. RefSeq names its product Bmt2p (gene BMT2). Gene Ontology annotation, cellular component: nucleolus. The record is from RefSeq and is a predicted model, not a curated record. Gene Ontology annotation, molecular function: rRNA (adenine) methyltransferase activity. Bases 1 to 789 code for a protein of 262 amino acids. Lineage: Eukaryota; Fungi; Ascomycota; Dipodascomycetes; Dipodascales; Trichomonascaceae. The transcript has a single exon.
AUGAUGAAAAGGCAGGCCAGUUUACAGGCCCAGCUGGAUAAGACCAUUGAUCCGGCUGAGAGAGCCGGCCUUCAGGACGAGAUUUCGAGAAUUUCGAAGGCCCUGAAUGAAGAAGGCGGUCUUGAUAAAUACCAACAAGCGUCAAUAGCGGGUCAGUCGACAACUCGGGGAGGAGAUUCGUCGAAAAUCCUAGUUGACUGGCUGAAGGACGAGUUGAAGACUGAAGACCAGUUGAGAACUGAUCUUUCGCUUCUGGAGGUUGGCUGUUUAUCUGUUAAAAAUGCCUGUUCACAGAGUAAACUGUUUUCGAGUAUUGAACGGAUCGAUCUGAAUUCUCAAGACCCGCUUAUUAAAAAACAGGAUUUCAUGGAGAGACCACUGCCCCGGCAGAACCAGAAGGAAACAGACAGAUUCGACGUUAUUUCGCUGUCACUUGUACUUAAUUAUGUUCCUGAUGCCGUCACUCGGGGCCAGAUGCUCUAUCGAACCACCCAGUUCCUGAAACCACCGUCCACACCAGGACGACCUCUGCCAGCUCUUUUCUUGGUACUUCCAUCUCCGUGCACCAACAACUCUCGCUACCUGACCGAAGAACGACUUCUUCAGAUUCUUCAAACACUGGGGUACACUUUAACACAACGCAAAGAGGCCAAAAAAGUCGUUUACUGGCUGCUCACUCUCGAAAAACCACCACUCACCCCCUCUCAAGCCGCCAAACUCAAAGGCAGGUUCAAAAAGAAGCUCCUUAACGACGGUAAAAUCCGCAACAACUUUGCUGUAGUAAUCUGA